Messenger RNA from Rotaria sp. Silwood1, 909 nucleotides. Lineage: Eukaryota; Metazoa; Rotifera; Eurotatoria; Philodinida; Philodinidae. The record is from the annotation of a GenBank genome assembly.
AUGGUGACAAUUUUAGUAAUUAUAAUAGGUGGUCUUGUACGCAUCGGACAAGGUUAUACUGAAAAUUUAAAAAAUACCUUUGAUGGUACAACAAAUAAUCCAUUACGUAUUUCACUUGCUUUCUAUUCAGGCCUUUGGGCCUAUGGCGGAUGGGCAAGUUUGAAUUCGGUGACUGAAGAAAUUAAAAAUCCGAAAAGAAAUUUAUGGCUGUCAAUUGUAGUGGCUCUUUCAUCAGUAAUUGUUCUAUAUCUUCUCACCAACAUAUCCUAUUUCACAGUGAUGAAUAAAGCUGAAUUGCUUAGUUCUGAUGCUGUAGCUAUGACAUGGGGAGAAGCUGUGUUAGGUCCUGUUGUUCGUGCAUUGCCUAUUCUGGUUUCGUUUAGUGCAUUGGGCAGUGCCACUGCAACGAUUUAUUCUUCUGGUCGUUAUUUUAUGGUAGGCGCACGUUAUGGAUAUCUACCUGAAAUUUUUUCUUGUAUUCAAAAACAACGAUUAACACCGUUGCCGAGUAUUGUGCUCAUGACAAUUCUUAGUAUUAUCUAUUGUAUUCCCACUAAUAUUGAGGAUUUAAUCGAUUUUGUCAGCUUUGUUGCUUGGGUCUUUUUUGGACUGACAUUUGUUGCCACUAUUUGCUGUAAAUUUACGAAGGCAGAAGCCUAUCGAGUUAUUAAAGUACCAAUACCUGUAAUUAUUUUUAUGAUAUUAGUUUCUAUCUAUCUUAUUAUUGCACCUGUUAUAUCCAGCCCAAAUAUUGGAUAUCUUGUUGCACUUAUGAUUGUGCUUGUCGGUUUGAUAUUCUACUAUUUGUUUGUUUAUCGUAAAAUACAACCACAUCUGAUGAAAAAAAUCAACAUAUUUCUUCAAAACUUUCUCAAUUUAACAGUAUCAACAGUCAACAUUGAAGCAUAA